AUGCAAAAAGAAAAUUACAGUUCUGUGAUCCUUCAUGUAGGACCUGUGAGAAGUCUGCUGAUAUAUGUACUUCGUGUCCAGAAGGCAUCACAAACCUAAAUUUCCAGGAAGUUGAAAACCUAUAUAGCCAUACAAGGGGAUAUUUUAAUGAUUCUGAGACUUGUGAGGAAUGCAGCGGAUCAUGUAAGACAUGUGUGGGAAGUGCAACCAAAUGCCUGUCCUGUAAAAGUCCUUUGCUUCUGGAACAAUGGAAAUGUAAACCUACCUGUUCAGAGAAGCAUUUUGCCUCUGAAGGAAUCUGCAAACACUGCUCUGAAAUGUGUCAGGAGUGCAUUCACAAUCAAACCUGCAAAGAGUGCGUGGAUGGCUUCUUCCUGCACAAGGGGACGUGUGUGCAGGACUGCCCUUCUCACUUCUACGCUGAAGACAAGCACUGCUUUCCCUGCCACGCAGACUGCAAGGAUUGUGUCGGGCCAGACUCGGAUGACUGCACUGAGUGCGCCAUCGAUGACUUUGUCCUUUACAGUGGCAAGUGUUUUGAAGAGUGCCCUGAAGGGACUUACUAUGACGAAGCCACUGAAGAUUGUCAAGCAUGCAACAGAACAUGCCAGACUUGUUCUUCUUCCACUGCCUGCCUCACCUGCAGAAAUGGCCUGAUGCUGAACCAUGACGGGCACUGUGUGGCAUCUGGAUACUGCUCUAGCAAUGAGUACUAUGUUGAGAAAACUCAGACCUGCAACCCUUGUCACAAAAAAUGCUUCCACUGCUCAGGACCCACCGAACAUCAGUGUCUUAGCUGUGUGAAUAACCGCUAUCUACUCAAUACAACCUGUGUGGAAGCAUGCCCAGAUGGCUAUUAUGUUGACAGCAAUGAGAGACAAUGUUCCCCGUGCCACAGCGCUUGUGUCAGUUGCACUGGGAAACACAGCUCACAGUGCCUUUCCUGCAAACCAGGCUGGUACAGACAAGGAAAAGGAUGUGUAAACCAGUGUCCAUCAGGAUAUUUUGCACAAAACUCCACUAGAUCAUGUGACAGGUGCCACAAGGGCUGUAAGGAGUGCAUGGGGCCUCAACCCACAGACUGCCUUUUCUGCGAUACAUAUUUCUACCUGUUGCGCUCCAAGAACAAAUGUGUCAGCUCCUGUCCUGAGUAUUACUAUGAAAGCAACGACAACAUCUGUGAAAGAUGCCACCCUUCCUGUCAAACUUGUGAAGGGAAUGGAGCAUUCAGCUGCACAUCUUGUGUAUGGAGCUACAGUUUAUUAGGAGGAAUGUGCAACUCAGACUGUUUUGUAGGUGAAUACAAACUCCAGGAGACACCAGGACAAGAGUCCAAGUGUGAGACAUGUGACAGCUCGUGCACUGAGUGCAAAGGACCUGGGCCUUUCAACUGCACAGUCUGCCCGGCCAGCAUGCAGCUCUACCUGGAGGAAAGCCGCUGCCUACCCUGCUGCAGUGACUCCGAUCCGGCAGCUACCCCAGAGUGCUGUGACUGCAGUCAAACACAAGAUGACUGUGUACUACGGAUCACUUUACCACCUGAGAGCAAAAGCAAAACUGCUUUCUUUGUUAUUUCCUGCAUUUUGCUUCUCCUCGUCAUUGGAGCCAUUGUAUUUAUCUGGAGAAAAUCACGAGCCAAAACCCAGGCUGUCAAUAAAGGUGGGUAUGAGAAGCUGACAAAUCACUCAAAAACCUUUCCUUCCUACAUAAGCACCUACCGCAACAGUCCCAAUUACCAGGAAGAUCAAGUGAUUGAGUAUAGAGAUCAAGAUAACGAAGAUGAUGAUGAAGAAGAUGACAUUGUGUAUAUGGGCCAGGAUGGCACAGUCUAUCGCAAAUUUAGAUAUGGACUUUUGGAGGAUGAUGAGGAAGAUGAGCUUGAAUACGAUGACGAAAGUUACUCAUUUAGAUAA
Messenger RNA from Mesitornis unicolor (brown roatelo), 1913 nucleotides. RefSeq names its product proprotein convertase subtilisin/kexin type 5-like. NCBI's taxonomy places the organism in Eukaryota, Metazoa, Chordata, Aves, Mesitornithiformes, Mesitornithidae. The record is from RefSeq and is a predicted model, not a curated record. The annotation marks the transcript as partial. The transcript has 10 exons.